This is a messenger RNA of Toxorhynchites rutilus septentrionalis, 11361 nucleotides long. It is a transcript of the gene cic, whose product is annotated as putative transcription factor capicua. Gene Ontology annotation, molecular function: DNA-binding transcription factor activity, RNA polymerase II-specific; RNA polymerase II transcription regulatory region sequence-specific DNA binding. The coding region runs from base 891 to 9575 and encodes 2894 amino acids. Gene Ontology annotation, biological process: regulation of transcription by RNA polymerase II. The transcript has 19 exons. The record is from RefSeq and is a predicted model, not a curated record. NCBI's taxonomy places the organism in Eukaryota, Metazoa, Arthropoda, Insecta, Diptera, Culicidae. Gene Ontology annotation, cellular component: nucleus.
CGUUCUCUCGGCCGUCAUUCAACUCGGUCCCAUCGUUCUUCUCGGCCACGGUCGCGCGUCCGCUGAGGAAAAUGUAUUGAAAAGUGUGAUUUUUGGUGUUACUUCCGGCUGAAACUUGCAUAACGUGGGUGCGAUUAGUGCACGGAAUGGCGUGCCAUUCGAUGGUGGCAGGAUAUCGUGCGGGAUAGCAGUGAAAAGUGCAUUUCUUCCAAUGUACCCAUAGCCUAGCCAGGAGGCAUAAGAAGAAAAUUUGUCUUCCUCCCGCACACACGCAACAGUAGUGCGGAGGAGCGAGUGUGUGGUGAUAUUUCUCUUCGGUGUGUUGCAUGCGCGCAUACGCUCGCCACUUCAAUGAGCGAAAGUGGGUGAGAGCAAGAGUAGAGGAGAGAGUUACUUAAGAAAAUAAACGAAAAAGCAUUUGCAUUUGUGAAGAGGAAAGCUCUGCGGCUGUGUGUGUGAGUGCUGGCCUCUUAGCCCUUAGCUGCUAGGAAGUAUAUUUAUCAAUUCGGUGUGUUAUGGGUCCUUUCGCUCGCGCUCAGAUGUUACGCAAACUAUAGAAUAGAGUUGGAUUUGUUGAAUGGAGAAUGAUUCCUGUAAUUGGCGUAUGAAGAAUGAACAAGCCGAGUCAACAGCGCCGAUCCAGUGUCAACACCAUCAUUAAGAUCACCAGAUCAAAGGGCUGAAACAUAUUUUAUUUUACUUAGUUUUUUUCCUCGCAGAAAGUCAGCCUCACAUGGAUUAAACUUUCUGCAUAAGGAAGAGUAAAAAGUGGAUGAAUGCAGACAAAGUUGGUGAGAUAUGGUCCCCAGGAACGACCUGGGGUCGAAAAGUGAAAAUCUGUGCAAUCCCGUUUGUGUAAAGUGCAGUGUCGGUUUCGUGUCGUUGUGUUCAUGAACGGAGCACGAGCAGGUAGAAAGAGAAACGAAAAAGGAAGAAAAAUAAGGGAAAACUACAAAUCUUAUCAGUGCCAGAAUAAUAUGCACGUAUCAACACAUCCAACCAGCACAAACUACAGGAACAGCAACAGUCAGAGCAUUCAGCAGAAUAUCAGCAGCGAAAGGAGUGUGAGUUCCUCUGAUAGCACCGCUGCCGGUUCAUCAUCAUCAUCAUCAUCGCUGUUUCGAAGUCAAAAUUCGGAAACUCGCCAGUGCCAGCAGCAGCAGUUGCGGCAACUGGCCGAUAAAACGCCAAGUUGCGGCGAUGACCAGGGUUAUCAACGCGAGCAGCAGCAGCAACAGCAAUCACAGCAUCAUGGUGCAAUCGUAACUACAGAAUGUGAUACUGAAGCGGAGAUCCCGGCCUCUGUCAUCAGCAGUGUUGGCACGGUAAACUACCAGCAAUCGACGGCGACGGUUCGACAGCUAUAUGUUGUGGCUCCUGUCAGCUACGCCGGCGGCAACGCCAAAAUCACCGAUACUAGCAGCAGCAACAAUGUGAAAAGUCAGGCGUACAACAGUGCUAGCGAAAGUGCCAAUCAUCACCCCAGCAGUAACAAUAAUCAAGACACGAGCUACAGCCCCAACAGCAGGAUGAUAUCACAGACGAGCAGCGGUUGCACCUCGACGGUUCAGAGCCAGGCGGUGGCAACGGCCGGUUCCGCCAAUACCAGCAAUGGAAGCAUUAACCAGCCCCGCCAGCAUCCGAAGAAGCGGAAAUUCGAUCUGGCGGAACUGGAGGAGAUGGAAUCCAACCGGGGUAGUGCAGGUGCCACCGGGCUGCCGCCUGCUGUGGACACGGGAGGCGGUGGGGGACAACCGCUGAUAAACGGGAGCAAUACUAGCAACAGUACAGUAAAUAGUAAUAAUAAUAACUUUAGUGGUAGUAGUAAUGUUAGCGUAAGCAACGAGCAUACAGGCAUGAACGAAACCAUAAGUUUGGGCCACUCGGAACUUCCAAACAGCAGACCACCCUCCGGUUCGGCAUCGCCGUCGGUGGUCACAAGUGGUAACAGCAAUUUGGGUGCAAUAAUAACCGUCACUUCGAUGGCACCGCUCCACCAAUCGAUGUUGGCCGAGGGUAUCAAUUGUAGCAGUCCAAGUAAUAACGGCACUAUGAGUGCAGCGCGGUCUAACCAGCAAAGCUAUAGCAUGGCCAGCAUGAGCAUGCACCAGCACCAACAACAUCAACAGCAGCAGCAUCAUCGUCAGGUACUCCUUACCGCCGAUUUGGGACGAUCCCAGAAUCAACAGCAGCAACAGACGGUGCGGAUACAGCAGGCGGUUGAUGGUUACUACACCAACAAAAAAAUCUACACCAGCGCUUCUUACGGUUCACCCGUCAACAACUACAAACUAGCCGCCACGCCUCCCUCAUCGAUGGGCCAGACAGUGCACCUCCAACAGUCGCAGCAGCAACUGCAGCAGACAGUAGCAACCCAGUUGUCUGGUCAGCAGCAGCAGCUGCUACAACAACAACAUCAACACACUCCAGCUAACAGCACACCACCGGAACAUAGUUCGCAUCCCAUCAGUGGUACACCGCCAGUCGCGGGACUCAUCACCACCAACACUACCUCAUCUAUAGCGCCAGCGUCGUCUUCGAGCGCGGCCCCAUCUAGCCUGAUAGAUCUGAGCGACUGGUCCAACAACUACCGGGUGCUUGCGAAGCGGAAAGACUUUUACGAGUCCGGUGUGAUACGAGCUACUUCGUCGCCAAGUACGGUAGUGGUUCAGUUCGAUUACCCCGAGGGGAGCCAGCAGACAUACGGCGAUGUGUUCGGCGCGGGUCGCUAUGACAUCAUCGACGAUGCCAGUCCGUCGGCCUCCGAUGUAAUUCCAGGUCGGAGGGUUUGUGUUCGAGCGCAAACCGUACCGCCCCAUCCGGCCGGAAAUGUUUUUGUGGAAGCCGUGGUGAAGGAGAUGCAGAACAACUCGAAGCAGUUUUCGGUUCAACUCAUUGGACCGGGCGGUAACGCACAAGAACAAAGUAGAUUGGUGAAAAGGGUGGAUAUACGGCUACUGAAACCACCCUGGUGGGAUGAGUUGGAAGAGAUGGUGGAGGCUGUCGAGGGCGCCCGAAAUCAUGUUUCGCAGAUGCAAAUAAGCAAAACAACUGCAAUGAACUAUCACAACUCCUCCGACGGGAUGGGACCGAUGCAAGUUGGAACAGCUUCGAAUGCAAUCAUGUACGGACAAAACAACGUGCCAACCGGUAGUGGAGGAAGCGUACAGUAUAAGUCUAUCAGCAUAACACAAGGACGUUCUGGAAUCCUUCCAGCUGCUACGGCUGGUUCUCGCUAUGAUCCACAACAACAGCAACAACAUCAACAGCAGCAGCAGCAGCAGCAGCAGCAGCAGCAACAACAACAGCAACAGUCACACGUGCCAUUACAAGUUUAUCAGAUACUUCCAACGCUACACGCAAACGAAGAACACUAUCGAACAGCGGCCACCUCACCAAUCCAGAGCUCUCAACAACUGGCAAGCGGUGUCGGAUCGGACGGUCAAAAUUUGAUGGCGAACAGUCACUAUCAGAUGCAACAUCUUUCUCAACAACAGCAACAUCAUCAGCAGUCACAACCACAACAGCAGCAGCAGCAACAACAACAACAACAUGGUGUCAGUGAGCCAAUUGUACCCGGUGGCUCGAACCCAGUAUUAGUGUCCGGCAGUAGUCCAGACGAUUUGCGUAACGUAAAUCGAACUUAUUACGACUACGAAAGUGACGACGAAUUGCGACGAGAAGAUAUUAGUUUUCCUAUGGAUGGAGAAAAUGAAAAGUACUCCGGCAGCAGCAAGCGCAGCAGCAUGCAAAGCCGCGGCAGUACGUCUAGCUUGCUGGAUCAGCGAAGCACUCCCAGAUCUCAACCUGCAACUCCUAGAUCUCAAGCGGCGACACCGCAUCGCUUUAAGAAGGGCGACGUUGUGUCCACUCCCAGCGGCAUACGCAAAAAGUUUAAUGGCAAGCAGUGGCGAAGGCUGUGUUCGAACGAGACAUGUUCGAAGGAAUCUCAACGACGCGGAUACUGCUCGCGGCAUCUCAGUCAAAAGGGUAACGCCCUGCGCUCGUCGACCGGCUCGACGGCGAACCACUUCAACAGCAGUCGAUCUAGUAGCAAAACGCAAUUGGAAGAAGACACAUCGCGGGAUUCUGAAACCUCACCCAACUACAGGGUUGCUGGGCGAUUCGAUCAGGAGGAAACCGAUGUAGCUAAUAUGUUAGUGUCUCUGAGCAGUUCCCGAUCGGCCACCCCGUGUAACUCAUUCUCAUCGCCGACGGGACAUGCUUCGUCUCCCCUGGCCAGUACGACUCAGUCCCCGGUGACGAUCGGAAAUCGGCAGAACGUUUUCAUGCCGAUCGGUAGCCCUGCGCCGUCCUCCUCGGAUCAUCAUGGGAAGUUCAAAACCAACACACCCAGCCCGAUCAUGUACGGCGGUAGUCAGGGACUUAGCGCCGGUGGCGGCGGAAUCGGUGGUCCAGGCAGUCUCGGAAGUGUUCAACAGCCGCCAUUAAUCCGGCCGGAACUGUUAAGGCCUGCUCAGCCCCCGCCCCAGCAACCGAUCGUGGCACUCCCGCCAACUGGUCAUGCCACCAGUGUGAUCCGGAUAUCUCCGGCGUCAUCCCACAGUACCCAGCAUCCCGGGUUGUACUCGUCCUUUCCCGGCCAGCAGCAGGUAAUUGUAGAUCCGGGAAACAAUGGGCCUCAACCACAACAGCAGUCACAGCAUCUAUCUUCGCGAAUGCAAAUCACUGCUGGAGGGCAACUCAUUCAGCCCCAACAGACGAUCCAAAUACAGCAGACGAUCGUCCAACAGCAGCAGUCGCUCUCGACGGUCCCACAACAACAACAACCAGUGACCGUGCCAAAAAACGGCAUUAGCACGGGUUCCAUCUUUCAAUGGCAUACAUUACUUCCGAUAAUCCAAGCUCCGGCCUCGAAAACGUUCGUUCACAACCAACAGCAGCAGUCGAGCUAUUCCCCAGCUCAUCAACAGUCCAAUGUCCAGCAGACGGCCAGCACGAUAAUAACAUCUCCGUCGGUCAAGAUCUGCACUCCACCGCCGUCGGAAUCGGCCGUCGAUGACGACUGCGACGACGACCAGGGAGAUGAUGAUGUUUUUGAAGCAGAGCCCGUGAAAAUGAACUAUAGCAGCAGUAACAAUAUUAAUCAGAUCAGUCAGAUAGUGGCCGGGAGAGAAAACUUUCAAAGCGCUGGGGGGAAUCAGUUGCUCCGUGGUAUGGACAUCGAAGCCGGAUCGGGUUCAUUCCCGAAUCAGCAUCGAAGUGGCGGACCCCAGGGAGCACCAGGAGCCGGAGGAGCAAACAGUAAGGCGGAAAACGAUUCUCUGGUCAAGAGACGCACACAGUCCUGCAGUGCAGCGCUGCAGGCAGCAAACAACAAUAUGAACGUUGCCGGAGGGCCAGCAGCGAAAGAACCGCAGAGCCCUUUCAACAAGAAGGAUGCAAAAAUUCGACGACCAAUGAAUGCUUUUAUGAUUUUUUCGAAGCGCCACCGGGCUCUCGUUCAUCAGAAGCAUCCCAACCAGGAUAAUCGUACUGUCAGUAAAAUCCUCGGCGAAUGGUGGUACGCGCUGAAACCAGAGGAAAAGACGAAAUACCACGAGCUGGCCAGCGAAGUCAAGGAAGCACAUUUCAAAGCCCAUCCAGAAUGGAAGUGGUGCUCGAAAGACCGACGGAAAUCCUCUUCAUCCACCAGAGACGGUCGGGGGCGAAUCGAUUCCUUCGAUGGUAACGACUCGUUCGAUGAGAAGAGUCCAAGCACCCCCUCGGAGCCAGGAGCCGGCGCGGCUUCGCAGAUGAACGACAUCAUUCCAACCACUAUUGCGCCGUACAACACCAGCAUCCACAGUGACGAUACGAUCGAAAGCGGUCGUACCCUUGACAACACUGGACCGGGUGAAAAAAUGGAUCAGGACGACGGUACCGUAUCCGAUGACGAUCAGCAAAUGGUAAUAGCGGAAGAAUCGGCUUUGCAGCCAAUCGCCGAGACAGUCGAGAUCGAUCUGAAGUGUGGCGAGAAGGUGGGCGAUUCCGAUGUGGACGAAGGAGGCAAUUUUGCUGCAAUGGGCGGUUGUGCUCCCGGUGGUGGUGGCACUGCUGACGGACAGGAGUACAAAGGAAAAAUCAAGGUUUCAGAUCCAAUGGUUUCAACAGCAUCAACUGCACAUCAAUCCGAUGGUAACUCAAACAUACCUACUGAUUACUCGAAAACGGCGACAGCACCGAUACAGCCUAAUAGUAGUAGUAGUAGCUCUGCGCCUUCGCCGCCUUCUGAUCCGCUAACCUGUAAGCCAAAACCCAUCAAGGUAGCUCUGCUGCCGCCACCCGUCUCUCACCAGCCUGGCGUUGGAGUGGGAGGUCCUAUGAAUGAUACAUCUGCGAGUGGAUCGGCCAAUAUGCUGCAUCACGGAUACCAUCAUCAAUCGCUCGCCUACUCAUAUGGUAGCCCUAAGAAUCCGAUCGGUGUGUCGCCGUUCCAACCCACAGGUGGCGCUUUCAAAACUAUGCCGCAGAGUCCCAAGACCAUCGCCAAGCAGCAGCAGCAGGACCAGUACCAGUCGGUCACAACACCCACAACCAUCAAAUCAGAACCGGCGGACAAUUUGUGCAAUAAUAACAAUAACAACAACAACAACAACAUGAACAAAACUUCGAACGGAAAUAUUUUCAAUUUUUCAACCGCUUCGAUCAAAGAACUCCAACAACAACAGCAACAGCAGCAGCAGCAACAACAAUUUGUCUCCACGGACAAUAAAUGUAAAUCGAUUAGUUUGAACCCAAUAUGUUACACGAUCUCUAACGUAAAUGGUAACACUACUAACAACAACAAUAACACUACGAUAACCGGUACUAGCAAUGCAAAUGCCAACCAUAGCAAUAACACUAUUAUGAUGAGCAUGAAACAAGGUAAACUACUAAUGGAUGUUCUCACCACCACCACCACCAAUAAUCGUACUACCAGUAAUAAUAAUAACGAAACCGUUCACCAUCCUCCAACUACUAAUCAUCUAGAUGUUAAUCAUCAUUCAACUCAUGAGCUUUCAUCAUCUAAAACACACUGCAUCCAAACCAAUAAUAAUAAUAAUAAUAAUAAUAAUAACGCUACUACUACUGCUACAUGUGCUACUACUACUUCUACUACUACCACUGCUAACACUUCUGCUAGUACCAAUACCAGUGUUGUUCAUGUUGUAAAUAACGAUAGCAAUAAUAGUAACAGUAAUGCCAUUGUUCAUCAUGCAAUCACCAACACGACUACCGCCACAACCACAGUCAGUAAUAAGCCAUUGAAUGUUGUAAAUGUUGUAACUGUAAACCCAACCAGCAACGGCUUGACCAGUACUAGUAGUACCAGCAAUAACAACAACGGUGGUAGUAUGGUUAUAUUCAGUCCGAACAGUGCAAUACUGCGACCCAGCGUCAGUCAGUCACAAUCGCAGCCAAAGUCACUGCUGGGAAAGCUCAAACUUGAAAAGGAGGACGGUUCACCAGCGGUACUCUAUGAAACUAUACUUAUUGAGCGACGUGAACCACGUCCGACACUGAUCGCUAAACCGAUUGCCACCGCGAAUACGUCGCAGACGCAAUCGUCCGGUGCGGGGAUAAUCGUGCUAACGCAAGCCUCCUUCAACGAACUGCUGCAGUCUAGUCAUGCCCUGCGAGACUCAACGGACGCCAAGGAUCACUACGCACAGCCAACCAUUGCGAAAAAACUGUUGCUGGCCAACAGUAAUGGAGCCACAGCCGGAUCCAUGUCCACCUCUACCGCUACUCCCUUAAUCAAUAUUGUGCCAUCGCCGUCGGCAGUAGGACUUCAGCAACAGUUUACCGGCGGAAGUGGAUCUACGCCGGCGUCAGAAAAUGGAGCUGGUACAGCGGCGGCAACACUUCUAACUCCGAAUCAGCUGCUCGCUGCGGCCACCGGCCGACAAAAGUUUAUGUUUGCAGUGAAUGCAAACAAUUCCCAGUUCGCGUUCGUCCUACCAGACAGUCAGCCAUACGCGCUUAACGACCGUUCGAAACUGUACGCCAACGUUUCCGCCCAGUCGUCCACCACCUCUUUCUCGUCCAUUGCUUCCUCCUCGCCAGCCUCUUUCACUACUUCCAACCUAAUUCCGUCCUCCGGAUCCUCAUGCUAUUCGACCAUGCCAGGACUAUCAGCUUCAAACGCUUACGCACUAACCUCAUCCUCGAUGGUGCAGGGACAGAAAUUGAAGCCAGCCAUAUCAUCAAGUACAACCGCAACACUCCAACCAGUACAAUAUUUGAUACAAGGAAAGAUACCGAACCUUCUCAUCUCUACCGCAACACAGGGCUAUCAACAUCCACAGCAGCAGCAACAGCAGCAACCACAGUUAAUGAAUAUCAAACAAGAACCACCCGAAUCGCCAGGUGGCAGAAACUUACCGGUCACACCCAACUCAUGUUCGUCGUCCACAAUGACCCAAGUCGGUGGUGAAGUGUGCGAGCAACAACAGCAGUCUGUUCCUGCAGCAGCAUCCGAUGAGACUGACGACGAUUUUGAGGCUGCCGAGAGCAAGAAAUUUAUCCUGGCACCCACGCCGGCACAGCUCGGACGGGCUCCGCUCCAGCGGCGACAGAUGAGUAAUAACGGCAACAGCAACAGCAGCUCGGAAAGCUCCCCGGGACAUACGACUGGGCUCGACAGUGGCAACACUCAAAUGCCUUCUGCCCUACCGACACCAACGUCGGCUUGUAUCGAUGAGUUCCAGAGUCCUCAAAUUUCACCUACCACAAAAACUAAAAAUUUCUUCAAGAAAGUCAAGCCGGAUGAUAUGGACAAUGUGCUCAGACAGGUAGAUUUCGAGAAGAAGUUUAAAACGCUGCCCCAGUUCAAGCCAGAAGACUGUCAAUCGCCCAGUGCAAUAUCAGUGCCAUCUUCGCCAAGGGUUUUCACUCAAAACUAUCGGAAGAAGCAACAGUCCCAGCAGCAGCAGCAGCAACAACAACAACAACAACAACAACAGCAGCAGCAGCAGCUCAAAACACGUGAAUAUCGCACAGCCAUGGAAGACGACCACCAUCAGCAGCAACAGUUGCAGCAUCACCCUCCACCUCCACCACCGCCGCUCACAGCGGACAGUAGCGCACCGUUGUCAUCGACUGCAACGCCUUCCAGUUCUUACAUUAUCGGCAAUCGGUUCUUCGGGCCGGAUUUUAAUAUGGAACAGUACAAAGGAUUCUUCUCUGUCGUAGAUAUGGCUGCGGACAGUUCGGAUCGUUCGCCUCGUACUCCCAAGACACCAUCUGCCCGAUCUGUCAAUUCGGCAGAGGAGAAAGGACAUCGGAAAAUUCUGGAGCAGAGACGUAACCUAGUGAUGCAGCUAUUCCAGGAGGACGGAAUGUUUCCGUCCUCCCAAGCGACCAACAACUUCCAGCUUGCCCACAGUGAUAUUUUUCCGAACAAACAAAGCCUGCAGUUGAAAAUUCGCGAGGUACGACAGAAGUACAUGGCACAACCACCCGGUUUUACGCCCCAUUCAGCUGGGCCGAUGACGCCAACCGAUCUCAGUUCUGGAACACCAUCCGACCAGUCUCAGCAAAGUCUUCAGAGCCUACAACAGCAACAGCAGCACCAACAACAGCAUGACUGAUCACAGCACCAUUAUCGAUAGUUCAGUUGUUUUCCAAUUUAUAAAAAAAGCAUUUCUAACACCACUAGUACUGGGAAGCAUUGAAAUAAACAGUCAUCUGCGUGUCAACUCUCCACAAGCACUAUUCAAUAGCCUAAAUGAUAACCUGGGGAAAAAGAAACAAACAAGCAUGAAUACAAUAGCAACAAAAUAUAGUAACACAUACAGAACCAUAUUCUCACAUAAUCAAUCGUAAUACAUAAGCCAACAAUAAACAAUAGAUUGAAGUAAACAGAAUAAUACGCAAACAAUACGUCAUCAUCCCUUCCAGUACCACUCUCUCAGCGCGAGCCAGGAAACACAAUGGCGAAUCAUCAGCACCUGCACUGCUUUACCGACAAACUCCAUUGCUACCGGCGCAUGCACACAUCCAAACAAACACACAUACUGUCAUCUCAAUCAUAACGAAACAAACCCAUGAAAUGGUGUCUCCGACAAUGUGCGAGGAUACUCGCCUAAGAUAAAAGGAAACACAGUCUCUAAAAAUUAAAAAUUUAGAGGUUAAAGAAGCGUAACGUGAAAUUUAUUAAGAUCCAUUUUGUGAGGAACAAAAUGGCAUCUAGUGAUUUUAGAUUAUAAGUUUCAGUGAAAAAAAAAUACACACGAGAAUACGAAGAAGAAAAGUGAAGUUAGUUAAGAAGAUGAUAAAAUAUUAAAGCAAAUUGUAAAUACUAUUGCAGAGUUGAAUAAUGACAGUAACAUGUAAUUGAAAGGGAUAGAAUUAAAAGUAGUGAAAAGUACAAGAAUUUAUUAACAAAUUUAACUGUGAGUUAUAGUAGUGACAAGAAAACCAAACGUUACAAAUCAUUGGAACACAAUAUGAAUCGAACAUUAUCAAGCACAUCAUCCCUCUUGGCGAAAAUGGAAUCAGCGCAAAAACACACCUGUCUAACGUCUCUCUUUCACUACCUUCCCAAACCACCUCUCAUGAGUACCCAUACUAAUUUCCCUCAAUGAAGCAUCGGAGAAAUACGGCCAGCGUCACUCUCCAGUUCAAUCCUGUCAUCCAUACUUUAUCUUUUGAAAUGCGACAAGCGCAAUAACUUGAGCAGCACAUUUUUGAAACAAAAAACUUCCAAACGAAAUUUUUCCUAACACAUCCACAAACCCCCUCACAUACAUACACAUACACGAUAGCGUAUGCAUGAAAUAAGCAAACAAAACAUUUACGAGUUGUAGUCAACAAAAUCCCAGAAAAAAAUAACCGUUAAAAAUACGAUUUACUAACAAAGCUUAAUUGAUAAAUGGAAAACAGGGGAACGGACACUAUGAUGUACACAGCAGGUUUUGGAUCGAAAAAACACGCGAUGCCCGCGUUUUGUUGAACGUUGUCUCUGAGGAUGUUAGUUCAAUAAGCACACACAACACAACACAGCACAUGAACAAACUCACAUGCAAAUCCCAGUUCGAACACAUACAGGUUAACAGAGCAGUCUAAUAUUGAAGCAGAACAAAUUUGAAACGACAGGCGUAACAAUAAAAACACACACAGAACCGUUGGAUUGUGGAAGGAAGGCAGGCAAGCAAGCAAGCAAACAGCAAAUAAAGCUAUGAAACAGCUGCGCGUAAAGUUUCGUGUAGACAGCAUGCAAAUUGGACACGUUGAAUUCGAAAAACAGUUUUAGAAAAGAACACAAAUCAUAUUGUAAAAAAAAAACAAACAUUUCAUAAAUAUGAACGCAAACUGAAAAAAAGCGGCGCAAAAAUUCGAAAAGUGAAUAAACACAUAAAAAUUAAAGUAUUGAAA